Nematostella vectensis (starlet sea anemone) is the source of this 2127-nucleotide messenger RNA. Its product is annotated as adhesive plaque matrix protein 2. Bases 334 to 1671 code for a protein of 445 amino acids. Lineage: Eukaryota; Metazoa; Cnidaria; Anthozoa; Actiniaria; Edwardsiidae. The record is from RefSeq and is a predicted model, not a curated record. Gene Ontology annotation, cellular component: cytoplasmic vesicle; plasma membrane. The transcript is spliced from 9 exons.
CCCACCAGUAAAAUCACAACAGCUUGUGUCGAGUUGAAACUUUCAGCUUCCGCUAGACAUGUGUUUUGCAUAGGAAAUCGAAGAGUUUUUUUACAGAAAAAAAGAUAGGCAAUUUUGCCCAACUUGCUAAGUAUACUUGAGAAAUCGUGGUGAAUUAUUUAUUCUAGUUGUUACCUUUCAAAACACGUUGCUGACGUAAUUGGGAAAUUCAAAAGGUUCUCACUGAAGUCUUUGCAAGCGAGAGGGAUUUUCUGCGAGAAUUAACUAUGAUCCUGCGAGAUUAUCCUUAGUUUUAAACCAAGACAAAGAUAACAGGAAGAUAUACCGCCAGACAUGGCCCUCCUGUUGGGGGUAGGGUGGCUACUAAUUAUCACCACCCCCCCGGUCAGCCCUCAAAUUUUCCAGUAUUUCCUGGUCGAUAACAAAGGUCAGAACGCGCAGGUCCUGGACACCAUCAAGCUCCCAACAUGCACACACUUGGACAUCAGGAGUGGCGUGACACUCCGUCACGGCAUCAAGGCCGGGAACUUUACUAAGCUUGGUGUCGUGCGUGAUAUGCAGACAUGUGUAGACGCCUGCUGUCACGAUCAGUUGUGUGACGUGGCGUUCAUGCCGGGGAGAAUGUGUUACACGGUUAAGUGUUUUACCACCAAGUCCUGCGAAAGCAUCCCCGCCAUCCCCUCCCUGGCGGCCAACGGAAGUGUGCAGAUAUCACAUAUUGUGAGGGGAGGGGGGAAUGGGGAUGAUUUGGAAAGUUUUAAGAAGACUCAAGGGAUCGGCAAGUACGCUGUACAAAAAGAUAAAAACCAGUGUGUACCGAGUCGCAUUGCGUACAACUACACGCUGAAAGGCGGGAAAAGUGCAGGGAACGUCGAGGAACUGGGGCGAGUAGAAAGCGUCCACGAAUGCAUGGAAAAAUGCUGCGACCGGGAUACCUGUGAUGUGGCGUUCUAUUUAAAGGACACGUGUUACUCGGUGGAAUGUUAUGCGGACGAAUUGUGCCAGAGCGUGCCUAUCAAGAAAAGCAAGACUUUUAACCCCACAGUUGUGUACAUGAACAAGAGAAACGGGAAAAGGCUGAGACAUAAAGAUUUCUGCGACCCGCCCUGCGUGCACGGCAUGUGCACGAGUGAUGACAACUGCAUGUGCGACCGCGGCUUUGAGGGUGUCGACUGCAAGAACACUACAAAAACAGGCUUUUGUAGGUUCAGCGGAUGUGGAGUUCAUGGUCGAUGCCUGUGGAAUGAUACCUGCGCAUGCGCACCUGGUCACUACGGACCCGUAUGUAAAUAUAAACGGACGUGUCAUCCACCUUGCCACAACGGCGCAUGCGUAAACAACUCGACUGAGAACCGCCAGUGUCAGUGUCACGUGGGCUGGGAGGGCCCCUACUGUAAUAUAUCUAACGGAGCUACUAUUGUGAGCUCACGGACGGGUGAACAAGUUCUGUUUACCAACAUGGACCAAGAGGUGGAAAAGGACAUCAAGAUCCAUGACUUCCCGCCGUCCAGACAAUCGGAAUCCAUCUCAGCCCUCGCCGUGGCUAUCGGCUGUGGAGUAGCGGCCGCGAUCGUAGGGACAGCGGCUGUAGCCUUUGUAGCAAGGAGAAUUCUGGGUAAAAAGUCUACUAAUUAUGAGCUCCUCAGGGAGCCAAUCAGACACCGUAUGUAGAGAUCACGUGACGUGAGGUGUAAUGACGUCAGCUAGUUUUUACUGUUGUGACUGGUGAAAUAACGACCCGUGUGCAAGAUUCAAAAGCUUUGAAUUUUAUGGCUAAAAUGUCUUUCCUAAAUAAAAUUUUAGAACACAUUCAAUCAAUUACCCCAUUUUAAAAUAUUCCGUUGCUUUCUUCCGGGGUAAAGCUGGUAGUGACUAUAUAGAUUAUAUAGAUUAAGUAUUGUUUUUAGAUGGUUUAUUUUGAGACUUUUUCUCAUAAUUCGUCUUCAAAUAUCGAUUGAAUUACAAAGGUGGAUCUGACAAGGGCUCUUUCUACCAGCUUGCAUUGCGGGUGGAGCAUUGGUGCCAACAGUCUCAGAUAACGUAAAGCUAAAACAUGUUCUACUGUGAAUUGUAAAUUGUGUAUUAAAGAAAAGAAUUUUUUUAAAAUAAAGUCCUUCAUCAUGUCAA